CAGCCUCCUCUCAGCCGACGUGAGCCCUCACGGUUAGGCCUGCACAGACGCACGCUGCUACCUAACAAUGGGGAGCCGCCGAAGGUGCUGAUUGGUCAAACUAGGAGCGCCAAAAUUCCUUGGGUGUUUUUUUUCAAGAGAAUACCGCCCUCUGGUGAUGUUAAGGAGGCAGACGUCCCCCACAAGCUUCAAGUCCACGUGGUCAUGUGACCAAGCGACCGUCUGUCGCUUUCUGUUCAUGUUCGUCGUCAAGGAAGAUACUGGAAGACCAAGGGAUGCAUUGUCGGCGAGAAGCCGGUCGUUCCCCAACUAUGUUCAGUAUAGCAGAAGGGGGUUGCGACUACGUUUAGUCCUGCGUCUCUUCAACGGGACAGUUAAUGUAGAUACUAUUCAAGCUGCGAGCCCCGAGCUCCCAUGGACACGCACGUGAGUUGGCUCGUGAAAAUCAGUCUCGUGCUCCUACUUGUCGGCGUCGCCUAUCCCUCCCGCGCCUCGCGACGACGACAGCAGCAGCAGAACUCGGCAACGCAAGAGUUAUUCGCUGGAUCUAUCAAUUACCGCCGUCGUAUGCAGGAAGCCAUCUUGGUAAGGGAGACAACCGAUGACGAAGACUUAACCUUCGAAACCGGAAGUGGCAUGGAGCUUACCGGAAUUUCCAACAGAGAAGACCUGCAAGCUGGAGUAGAGGAUGUCGUGGAAGUCAAAGUCGACUGCUGUGAUGUAGGCAGGAUAGCGGCGCGGAAUGGCAUGCACUGCCACGCCAAGAUCCACGCCGCCCUACUGGACCACACCAACCGCACACGUGACUACCAUCGUCGUGUUCGUCUGCCCGUCCAACAUCACCAACAGGUGUCGCUGCCGAUGCGAUCCUUCAACAUGUGCAUACAUAACCGCGGCUUGGAGUUCUAUAAAUGUUGUCAUGCUAGUAAGACCGACCCAAGGGGGAGAAGGACAAGCUAUAGACCGUCCAGGCCUAGAUAUCGCCCCCCAAGACGGUACCAGUAUGACAGACGACCGUAUUCGAGAGGUUAACAACUCUCGGCAAGGGACCUUUCAGCAUGAGAGAUCCAGCUAGGGGCAGAUUACUCUUCGUGCAUCGCCAACAACCUGACAGGCAUGGCCAGAUUUCUCACUCGAUCAGGGCGGGGAUGUCCUCCAUGUCCUCGCAAACGUGUUCUUCUGUCAGUGUUCCACAAUGAGUGCACUUCCGGAACAGAAGGACAAGAAUGUGCCGCCGUCUUUCCUUGGAGGAGUGACUUCUCCAGAUUAUUUGCUACAGACUCAGGGUGCGACCUCCAUUAAUUGACCCAAAUGUGCUUUGGAGGUGGACGCUUUCGUGUUCUUGUGUUACCAAAUGACAGGACAUGAACAAGGUGUUGAGUGUGUUCUGGAUGAUUGAGAACGGUUUUUACUGGUAUAGACCAUUUGCUCUGGGAGUGAGCUAACCCAGCCCAGGGCGGUACGCUCACAGUCCCACUGUUGCAUUCCUGCAAUGUUAUUAAUCUGUAAUACUACCAUUUCUGCAAAUCAGUUUUAGCGCUACGACAGACGUUCAUCUACCUAAACUCUUUCCUCUUUGUGAAAAAGGUCGAUGGGCCCUCUUGCACAAAGCAAUCUUAGACUGUUCUGUGUUGAAGUAUUGGUGAUAUGAUAGUUUUGGCACUAAGAUUGUUCGUGCAAGCGGGCCCAGCCUUAAUCAGCUUCUACCAUUCGGAACCUCCUCGUCACGGAUGAUGUUAGCGCUCUCCGAGUUUUGAGUUGUUUGAACAUUGGGUUGCCUAGUAGCGGGUACUACUGAUACUGACGAUGAGCUCUCGCUCUAAUCGAAGAAUACUAAUCUCUCCUCUUUCCCUUUCAGGUAAUGUUUCUAAGUAAAGACAGAUAAUAUAGGCAACGUAAAGCAACACAAAUCCUGGAGAAGAAACAUUUAUUUGUCAUCGUUACAAGUAACAAAAAACAUCCGAUUUGUCCAAUGCCAGAAGCUAAAUGUUCAAUUUUCUGCAGAUUCCGGAACAGAUGGUACUUUAAAAAACUCCUUGUCUCUAUAGGACAGGAUAGACACAAAUCGCUGGUAAUCAAUUCCUUAUGAAUAAAUUAUAUGCAUUUUCAUUACGAUGGCUUUCUGUAUGAGACCAAAUUUUCCCUUCCUCAAAGCCCGUACUGUAACGCUACAGACCCACAUGAAUGAAGAUCCACAAUCUAAAUCUCGCAUCUCUCUAGGGUUUCUUUAUCAGUUUAAAUGGAGUCAUUUGUUUUUAUCAAACUGAUGUAUUUUCAGAGGCGACGAAUUAAUCUUUGGCAGAUCGUCAACUGACUGGUUCUAAUGAUCAUUUCAACCUAAUGGGUUCUUUUUCAACGCGAAACAAGCUACUGGCUCUUAAAGGGUCUCUUCAAAUCCAAGAACACGUUUGAUUAUCUAUCUAUUCCAUCUUGAUUCAACUAUAUUUAAAACUGAACCGAGAUCGAUUGUUAAGAUGCUGAUUCGAAUAGCCCGAUACUAAAUAUAGCCGUCCAAUGAAAUUACCCCUACGAGCGAGAGACAUUCUGUGCUUAGAGAUGGGAGAGAAAUAAUUAGGUCCAAACGAAAUAGAAGGGAUAUUUAAAACCCUGAAAAUAGAGGAUGGGCCAAGGACGUGAUUUAACGUUGAUUUAUACCUCGCGUUUCCUUAAUUCUUUGUAACAUAAGUUUUGUCCUAUACUGUUUACUAGUACAUACAGGGGAAAAGCGUUUUAAUUUAUGACGAAACGUACAGGGUCCUUUGCUUGUGUCUUUUUUUACAAUGCUAAUCAAUGCAAAAUGACAAUUAUACUUUUCCCGGUGAUAUUCUUGUCUUUUUCUCUCCGACUGGAUCCCUUCGUCGCCCCUUGCAUCAUUCCGGGGCAAACUGAAUGGCCUGUGACGGAAAGGUGCGAGUGGUGACGAUGAGAUGUGUCGCUUCAUCACCAAGGAGCACGGGUCGUUCUAUACAGGUGAUAUGCAUGAGCGAAUGAGUGAGGCAGUGUGCUGAGGUCUCUGUGGCAUUCGUGACCACUCGCGCAAUUCCGGGAUAAACGCUGGUCACGGAAAGUUGCGAGUGGUGACGAACGGUGUCGGUGGGUACAGGGUGUAUAUGUAUGUUUGUGGGUUUACCGAUAGUCGUGUCAUUGACAAGGCAGCUUUAUUUGAGAAGUAUUCAUUUUUAUCAUGAUUGUUGCAUGUUUUACCUUUAAUGUGGCGUCUUUUGGUAUUUGAAUAAAGUAUAGCUUUUGACAUUAAGUGGGGACUUGUGCCCGUGAAAAUGGCAGCCCCAGCAAGAACUACUGUGUUUGUGUGCUUGCUCAAAUUGUAUGAUAUGUAUCGGUUGAAGAUUAGUCAGAAUAUACAAAAACACCGUCACAAUUUCACGGCACUAAAUUCAACUCUAUCACCGUGGCUGUAAAUGGAUACCAUUUAAAGGAAGCCAUCGACCGAUUCCCAAAGGCUGGCAGAUCUAAAUUGACACCUGAUCUAAAUACAUGCAAUUUCCUUUCUCCAUACAAAACCAGUGUGAUUUCUACCAGUAGAACCUAUGUAUAGAAAUACCCCGGAAAGCGAAACUAACACGAUAAUGUAACCAUCGGUUUGGGAAACCAUGCAAGCAGCAUUUGGAAUAAGAGCUCGAUGCCUACCUUUAAUAUUGUAUGACUUAUCAUUAACAUAAAGCGCUGCUAUCAAACUUAUCUUUUACACAUGUCUACAAUUUCCACGAUUUGUUAUUAUAUGUUAUUGUAAUUGAUAUUUUUACUUGACUAUUUUAUUUACACUGCUCAUUUUCACCCAGUGAAUAAUGCCACAAAGAUAACGUGCUGUCCACACAGCUUGCUUUCACAGUACAAUAUUUAAAUGUCAUAUCAUGGCAGAUUAACUAUAGUGAUAUGAACGUGUUCCUUAACUUCUUUUGAUGAGUAUAUGUAAUAAACAUGACGAUGUUACCAGAUUGUGACAGAAACAAAUUCUUCACUAGAUUGGAUGAAAUUGAAAAAACGGAAAUUGAGGACGAAUUAUUUUUCAUUUUGAUGCGUUUUCACAUUUCUGCUAUUUUUAACGUUAAUAAUGUAUUUAGCAGGUGAGUACUUUAAAACGCUUUACAUCGGUUGGGGCACACGAUUGUCAUCGUUCUGAUGAAUUGUAUUGAUUUUAUUAUGUUUAUAUAACUGACGAUGAUUUACUUUUUGUUUAACAAAGAACCUACUAAGAGACUGGCCCACACUUAGUGCUAGUAUACUGAUGGUUUUGUUUGAUCACGUUGUUUGAAUUCAGAAUGGGAAAAAUGAAUCCUCAACGGUGUGGUCGUAUUUCAAGUUGUUUCUUGUCAGUAAUCAGUGCUGCGACUUGUUUGACAUAUGUCAUUGUAUUUGAAAAAUGAAAUAAAAAUAAACUAGCUCUACUGGAA
Molecule: messenger RNA, 4412 nt
Organism: Haliotis rubra (blacklip abalone)
Lineage: Eukaryota; Metazoa; Mollusca; Gastropoda; Lepetellida; Haliotidae
Exons: 3
Coding region: 415-1032 (205 amino acids)
Source: RefSeq, a predicted model, not a curated record